GAGGGAGCUGUGGCCGAGGACGCCGAGGCCUGGAGUGGGUGGUAGCCCCGAGCUGGGACGCUCCUCCCUCCACAAUCUCCCCAGGUCUGCAGGGACCGAGGGCCUGCCUACACUGCCUCCUCCCACGCCGUGCUUAGGAACCCUUGCUGGCCUCAGAACACCAGCGCCCUCCUUCUGGUGCAGCCCUGCCUGGCCGGGGGCCCCUCCUCCACAGCCAUGGUCUGGAAGAAACUGGGCUCCCGCAACUUCUCCAGCUGCCCCAAUGGCUCCAUCCAGUGGAUAUGGGAUGUGUUGGGUGAAUGUGCCCAGGACGGCUGGGACGAGGCCAGCGUGGGCCUGGGCUUGAUCUCCAUUCUCUGCUUUGCUGCAUCUACCUUCCCGGUCUUGCUCUGUUGCCCAGGCUGGAGUACAGUGGUGUGAUCUCGGCUUACUGCAACCUCCACCUCCUGACUUGAAGCAAUUCUCAUCCCUCAGCCUCCUGAACAGCUGGGAUUACAGGCGUGCGCCACCAUGCCUGGCUGAUUUUUGUAUAUUUGGUGGUUAAAGAGAAACUGGAACAGUAAAUGGCAGUAUGUAUAAUGGUUAAGAGCAAGACCGGACGCUCAGGUAGGGGUUGAAUCUGAGUGGUAUGGCACGGCUUCCUCCAGGCCCAGUGAGGAGGUCAUCGUGGUAGACUGGACAGCACAGGUGUCUUGAGGACAGAAUGAGUCAACACACAUGCAGAGGGCUCAGAACUGCCCUGGGCCUUACUUAGUGCCACCGCCAGCUUUGGCCUCGUACCCACACCUGGCCAGAAGUCCUAAGAGGGUCCCAGCACCAAGAACCUUUGGGAAAACAGCCAGGGGACCAAAAGCCUACUACCUUGAUAGUGGAGCUCCAGCCAGUUCAUCAAAGCCUACAAGACGGGCAACAUGGACCAGGCGCUGUCCCUGUGGUUCCUCCUGGGCUGGAUUGGCGGAGACUCCUGCAACCUCAUCGGCUCCUUCCUUGCUGACCAGCUGCCCCUGCAGACCUACACGGCUGUGUAUUAUGUCUUGGCAGACCUGGUGAUGCUGACGCUGUACUUUUACUACAAGUUCAGGACACGCCCCUCUCUGUUGUCUGCCCCCAUCAACUCCGUGCUGUUGUUCCUCAUGGGGACGGCGUGCGCCACACGGCUGCUGAGCGCUGCUGGGCCCGUGGCUGCCCCUAGGGAAGCCUUCCGGGGGCGGGCGCUCCUGUCCGUGGAGUCGGGCAGCAAGCCCUUCACCCGGCAGGAAGUCAUUGGCUUCGUCAUCGGCUCCAUCUCCAGCGUGUUGUACCUGCUCUCCCGGCUGCCUCAGAUCCGCACCAACUUCCUCCGGAAGUCCACCCAGGGGAUCUCCUACUCUCUGUUCGCGCUGGUGAUGCUGGGGAACACGCUGUAUGGGCUGAGCGUGCUGCUCAAAAACCCCGAGGAGGGCCAGAGCGAGGGCAGCUACCUGCUGCACCACCUGCCCUGGCUUGUGGGCAGCCUGGGCGUGCUGCUGCUCGACACCAUCAUCUCCAUCCAGUUCCUGGUGUACAGGCGCAGCACCGCCGCCUCGGAGCUUGAGCCCCUCCUCCCCAGCUGACCAGAGCCAGGCUGAGCGCAGGAGGACAGGCACCACCGGAUGCCACACCAGGCAGGGGGAGGCGUGGACAGUGAUGGUACGGCGGCCCUGCAUCAGCCUGCGGGUGGCCUCUGGAUCCUCCGUGGACCGAACCGUCCCCCCAGGAACACACCUUCAGGUAGACCCCGAAGCCUCGAGGCCGGGGCUGGAGCGGAGACCCCAGGGCCUCUCAGGAGACAGUGAGGCUGCCCCUCCUACCACCUACCUCAUUCUGCCUACUCACCCCAGGGGCCACAGCCACAGCCUGCUGGACUCAGGACUGUCCUGUCAACUCCAGACAACCGAGUAAACAGGCCAGGUACGGUGGCUCGCACCUGUGAUCCUAGCACUUUGGGAGGCCGAAGCGGGUGGACCACUUGACGUCCGUAGUUGGAGACCAGCCUGGCCAACAUGGUGAAACCCCAUCUCUACUAAAAAUACAAAAAUUAGCCAGGUGUGGUGGCGCACAUCUGUAGUCCCAGCUACUUGGGAGGCUGAGGCAGGAGAAUUGUUUGAACCUGGGAGACAGAGGUUGCAGUGAACCGAGAUCGUGCCACUGUACUCCAGCCUGGGUGACAGAGUGAGACUCCGUCUCAAAAAAAUAAAAAAGAUAACCGAGGAAACGGUACCUCCCCAUGA
Pan troglodytes (chimpanzee) is the source of this 2249-nucleotide messenger RNA. It is a transcript of the gene SLC66A1, whose product is annotated as solute carrier family 66 member 1. The coding region runs from base 912 to 1592 and encodes 226 amino acids. The record is from RefSeq and is a predicted model, not a curated record. Gene Ontology annotation, cellular component: lysosomal membrane. NCBI's taxonomy places the organism in Eukaryota, Metazoa, Chordata, Mammalia, Primates, Hominidae. Gene Ontology annotation, molecular function: L-lysine transmembrane transporter activity. The transcript is spliced from 10 exons.